AACAUAAACCAUACAACAAAGUACCUCUCCGGCACGCAUCGCACUCAACUAGGUUUCGUUUGCCAUGCACUCCGAAGUGGGCAACAACAGAAAGAUUUGAUGCCAGUCUCAGUCAACCCCACAGCGCAGUGCAGUUAAGUUUAAAGUGUGAGCCGAAACGGUCGACCGGACUGCAAACUCCUUCCUCCAAAGUGGUGCAGCAGUUUCAGAAGUAUGGUGCUCCAAGAGCAGUAUUUUACACACGCGGACGGCAGAUAUGAAGCGGCUGCCCAACGCCACCGCUCGAGCAAACCGUUCAACCUUGAUAGGUUGGAAAAGAACGUGCGAUUUGUGCUGGUGGAAGUUGUUCCCAAAAUAACUAAACUGUUGCUGCUUUUAGUUCCUGUGCUUUUCCGAGACUUUGUGCAAUUGUUUUUGCCGGCGAAAAAGAAAUCCAUUACCGGGCAGCUAGCAUUGGUCACCGGCGGUGGCAACGGUCUGGGCCGAGCGCUUUGUUUCCGUUUGGCGCAAGAGGGCUGCGCGGUGGCCGUCGCCGAUAUCGACCUGGUUGGAGCGCGUCGUACCGCCGAAGAAGUGCGGACCCGGUUCGGCGUGAAGGCCAACGCGUUUCAUGUGGACGUGAGUGAUUACGGUUCGGUUUGCAAAAUGAAAGAGGACAUCGAAUCCGCACUGGGAAAUGUUGAUGUUCUGGUGAAUAAUGCGGCCUUGUUGGCCAUGCUCUCGAUAUCGGAAGGAAAACCGGAAGAUAUCCAGCGGAUAGUGAACGUUAAUCUGUUAUCACACUUCUGGACAAUCCGAGCAUUCAAAGAUGGCAUGGUAGAGAGACGUCGGGGACACAUCGUUGCCAUCUGCUCUCUACUGGGCAUUAUUCCGAUCGGUCGAACCAUCAGCUACUGUGCGACCAAGUUCGGAGUGCGAGGACUGAUGGCAUCGCUGACGGAGGAGUUCCAUCUGGAUGGACUGACAAACGAUUUGCACACCACCUGCGUCUAUCCGGCGGGAAUCCGCACUCGGAAGCAGUUUAUCGAUCUGAUGAGAGAUCUGAAGCUGACGAUUCCGGUGCACUCACCAGAAUACGUAGCGAAUGCAAUCGUUGAUGCGGUGCUAGUGAACAAGACGGAGGUCAUUCCAAGUUCGCUUGGAGUGCGGAUCAUUGCAGCGAUGUAUCACAUUGUGCCCAGAUCUUUGAGUCUUCUUGUGAGUGAAAUAAUAGUGGGAAAAAUUCCUGUGCUCACUAGAAGGGGAUAAACUAUCUAAUGUCGAUAUGGUGUGGUUCAUUGUAAAGUAAUAAUCAUCAGCACGCAAUACCAAACGACAAUAUGAUCGAUGAUAAACUGUCAGUUUUAGCAGAUCAUGGAUGUUGAUAAACGAAAGCAUGUCCAUAUACAUAUUAUUAAAUCCUCGAAUCUGUCAUUAUACUUUUCGCGUGCAUCUGGGCGAACCAGAUUUUGAAAUAGCCGAUGACAUGAUACAGCAAAAGUGCUUAGAGUGCAAAUAUAGAAUCAACAGUCACUAUUUAUGAUAGGGGUAAUUGUACAAUGUUAGAUUGGAUGUAAGGCGUUGAAAUGUAAAUAGAUAGGCAUCAAAUAAUAAAAAUAAAUAUCAUUCUCACGUUGAGAUAAUUACAAUAA
Molecule: messenger RNA, 1631 nt
Organism: Armigeres subalbatus
Lineage: Eukaryota; Metazoa; Arthropoda; Insecta; Diptera; Culicidae
Product: 17-beta-hydroxysteroid dehydrogenase 13-like
Exons: 5
Coding region: 214-1248 (344 amino acids)
Molecular function (GO): oxidoreductase activity, acting on the CH-OH group of donors, NAD or NADP as acceptor
Source: RefSeq, a predicted model, not a curated record